This is a messenger RNA of Amoebophrya sp. A120, 2459 nucleotides long. NCBI's taxonomy places the organism in Eukaryota, Dinophyceae, Syndiniales, Amoebophryaceae. The record is from the annotation of a GenBank genome assembly.
AGCCGCAGGCGCGGAGUAGAUUAGAUACUUACUUGUUUCAGCGGUCUCCGUCCCGGUCGAAGUUUUGGUUACUAUGUAGACUCAGGUGCGUGUGUGAGGUUGUACUGGUUGCAGCAAGGCGAUGCACCAAAUCUGGAUCGUUGAAAUUUUUGUUUACGCAGCAACUACAAGCCCGUCACCUUGACCUCCGCGAUUCGACGUUUUCAUCUACUCGCUUUUGGAAAAAAAGAUCUAUCAUCAUGACGGACACCAACCCAUCGAGCCCGCGUGGGACAGGAGCGGCACCUCCAGCUGAAAUCACUAUCCCCUUCAUUCUCACGAAUGCAAGCGGGGAUGAAAUUCACGUCAAUGCCGCGCCGCGGUUGCAAGCGGUGAAAGAAGCUGCUGCGAAGGAACUGUCUGCGCGGCAGGAGGAUCAUCUUCCGGGUCAAAAUAAAAAUAAGCCGAUCCCGGCGUGUCUAAUCCGGCUUUUGGAUAUCGAAACUUCGGAACCCAUCACCAAAACGACGCCGCUUCCGGAAAAUCACCACAUGCAAAUUGUCGUUGCCGGCGCAGACAACUUUGGCGGAGGAAAAGAUUAUGAAGCUCUGGUGAGGCUUCCGCCGGAUGACAGGCCGGGUUUUUUCUACUACGUGGAAGGAAAAAUCGACGUAACAGAAUUUCUGGCGGCGGUCAUUUUUGACGAGAAUUGCCCGCGCGGCAGCAGCGCGAAUCCGAGCUUCAACUACGAUCGGCACGGCGUUCCAGGAAUAAACGAGGACCACCAAGAGCAGGAGCUGGAUUUUGUAUUGCACAGCUACCUCGGCCACGCCAGCGACGAUCAGCAAUUGGAUUUUUUCUUGGAGGCCUUUGAGCUAAUCUUCCUCGGGAAGAUUUGGAACAAUUUGGAACCAAUUAUCAACCAGAGGGUUUUUUCCACCCAGGAGCCCUACACGCGAGAAGCUUUCGACGUGUACGCGCAGUCGUUUUGGGAAUCGUUUUUUUAUAUUCGGAACCUCGGAUUAUCGCUGCUGGUGGAGGACCUGGAAAACGACCUGAUACGCGGCAGAGCUGCCAUAUGGAGUUCCCAAAUGUUACAUUCUCAACUACGACAUAAAUUUGUGACGCAAGAACAGCAAAAGGGGAAGCGGGAAGAUUGGGUGUCUUGCAUUACAAAUUCUGCUGGAUGGAUUCCGUUGCUGUUUAGCCCUUCGCGAAUUUGUCACGCGAGGCACCUUGAUGAUCGAGUUCGUGCGGCGGCUUGUGGCAAUUUUGCAUGAUAAAAGCGCGCUCUACAGGUGAGAGUGUAACGUUUGAGAACCCCAUACGCCAUCUCUAGGAUCCGGGAAGUCCUGCUGGACACGUGCAAGGAAAAGUACCGAGAGGGCAGUCCCUGGCCUUGUUGCUUGGACGACACCGUAAGUUUUGAUGUCCCAGAAAAAUACGAACCUGCGAGCAUUUUUUUGAUUGCGGCGGACCUGGUUGAAUGGGUUCCCACAGAGCAAUGGACCGUCGACGACGCUAGCAUUUUGCGCGACGUCGCAACAGCGGCGUUUAAGCAACAGAGGCUUGCUAAGGAUUUGCUUCUUGAUGGCGAAGAGGAUGCGGGUGUCGUUGCUAUGUGCAAAUACUCCCGAAAAAAGCUGCGCUAGUUCAUCUAAAGCUCUGUGUAGUUGCCGACCAUCAUGAUUCAGAACAAGAACUGCAGGGAUACUUGUCACGCAAGGCAUCAAAUACUGAUGAAUGUGUAAUGUUGAUGCUCAUCGAUGGAUCACUUCUCGCACUUGCAGUACACCUGGCGCAACUUUUUUCCUUUGCGAUAGACAAGAACAUUUGUAUUCCGACGCGCAAGGCAGUAUCCUGGAUGUCGUCGCGGAUAUUCUUUUAUGAAUCGCAGAAGUGUCGUGGUAGUACAACUAGAAAUUUCAUGCCAAGCUUUCCUUCCUGAGAAGCCAAAGCCUAGAAAAAAAAAACAAAAUUGUCGCAAGACAAAUUUUCUCAGCGUGAGACGAAAUGGGAUACGUUUUUGUAGUGCGGUUGUAGCUUAAGAUGGAAAAUUGUGAUGCAUGAAUGCGACUAGUACCUACGAGUGCGAUACGUCUGCACAGGAUAUCUUUUCGCGCACGUCGAGGACGAGGACGAAGAGGAGGAUGCGACGGGCAGUAGCGAAGAUGACGGAAGUUCUUGCGACGAGGACGAUUCUGAAGAGGAAGAAGGCGAGGAUAGUGGGGAUGAAGUAGCCUCAGGAUAAGCUAGUCGGUGCUCGUCCUGAUUUUGAAUUGCCAUACUGAAGAAUCACGUUCAUGACCGGCGCGCCCCCAGCUGUGAAAAGCUCGUGGUUACUUUACGAAGAAAAUGAAUGCAUUUUUGAAGGCACCUAGUACGCAAACGCAUCUUCAUAAUGAUGUUGCUCGUGUGAUGAACUCCGCAGACGUAGUCCUAUUUGACCCCGAGGUGCUUUCCGCAUCUGUUCGUCCAGC